AUGAAUUCUCCAUUUAAUAUUGGAGUUACUGUUUGUGGUUCUCCAGACAGUGGAAAGACAGCGUUCAUUAAAAGACUUACUGACGAUGAAUUUUCUGAAACAAAAAUGGAAAAUUAUGUAGAACAUCAAAAAUUAAAACAAAUGACAAUAGAUAAUUUUCCUAUUCAAGUUAGUAUUAUUGAACGUGGUAAUGAAUCAUUUAUGAAACAAGCAAGCACUGACCCUGCUUCUCGUGGAGACAUUUUGUUUUAUUUAUUUAAUGCCACUGAUAAAGAGUCAUUUGAUAAUACGUUAAAUCUUUUCAAUUAUUUUGUUCGGCUUAAUGACAGUGCAGUUAUGUAUCUUGUUGCUAGUUUUACGGAUUGUGGUAAACGUGCAAUUAGUAUGACUGAAGGGAAAGCUUCUGUAAAUGAUCAAGAUGGUUUUUAUGCAGAGAUAAGUUCGAAAACAGGUGAUGGAAUUCAAGAAUUAUUGCAAACAGCAAUUCACAAUUACUUACAGUCACAAUACAAGUUUGUUUAUUUUGUCAAUUUCCUUUUAAGUAAUUGCCUUUCUAGAACUUAUCAUUAG
Entamoeba nuttalli P19 is the source of this 570-nucleotide messenger RNA. RefSeq names its product Ras family protein. Gene Ontology annotation, biological process: signal transduction. The coding region runs from base 1 to 570 and encodes 189 amino acids. Gene Ontology annotation, molecular function: GTPase activity; GTP binding; GDP binding. Gene Ontology annotation, cellular component: plasma membrane. The record is from RefSeq and is a predicted model, not a curated record. The transcript has 2 exons. NCBI's taxonomy places the organism in Eukaryota, Evosea, Mastigamoebida, Endamoebidae.